Suncus etruscus (white-toothed pygmy shrew) is the source of this 985-nucleotide messenger RNA. RefSeq lists its product as uncharacterized. The record is from RefSeq and is a predicted model, not a curated record. Bases 1 to 876 code for a protein of 291 amino acids. NCBI's taxonomy places the organism in Eukaryota, Metazoa, Chordata, Mammalia, Eulipotyphla, Soricidae. The transcript is spliced from 2 exons.
AUGAGCUCCCCCUCCCAGACCCCCAAUCCGUCCCCCACCCAGUCCCCUUCCCAGUCCCGCUCCCACCACUCCCCGUCCAAGGGCUACCGCUCGGGCACUGCGCCCUCCCCGUCCCCGACCCGGGGGUCCACCCGGGUCCCCUCGCACCCCGCCACCCCCCCCACCGCCUCCCAGCCGUCCUCCCGGGGCUCCUCCCUGACCCCCAGCCCGCACGUCCAGCAUGUGGCACGAGGGUCCGGCCAGGUGCCCACCCCGCCCACCUCCAAGUCACCAUCUCAGUCGGGCUUCAAGGUCCUGUCCCGCAACCCGUCCCUGACGCCCGCUGGCCUGGUCAGGUCUCCGUCCUACUUCGGGCCGGCCAUCUCGGCCACCUACAUCGGGCCGGCACGGGCCAUCCCCUCGCAGAUCGCCCCGUACGUGCCCCGCUUCCUCAAGGAGCCCCCCUUCUUCCAGCCCCCCACCUCGCAGCUGCCCCAGAACCAGUGCUUCCCCUGCCCCUUCCCGUGCCAGCCCCAGGGCCCCGACCGGGAGCGGGCACCCCCUCCCGACUCCCUCUACUUCCCGCUGCUGCCACCGCCGCCUCGCCAGCCGCAGACCCGCAGCUCCUUCCCCACCCCGCCGGCCCUGUUCACGCCGCCCUCGUCGCUGUCCUACACGCUGCCCCCCGACGUGCUGGUGAGCGGGAAGCCGCAUGUGGUGCCCACCUCGCUGCCCGCCACCUUCUACACGCCCUUCUCCCGCUUCUACACCCAACCGCGCCCGCGUCGCGCCCGCCGGCUGCUGACCACCCUGCCCGGAUCUCUGUCCCUCCCGCCUGUCAUGCCCGGGAACCUGGAGGGGGCUGGCCGCUCUGUCCACUUCUUCCGCGACUCUUAGGCCUCAGACUUACUUCGGACCAGAAGCCUCUGCCAGGAAAUUCAAACUCCUGCAUCCUAACUUCAUUAGCUACGUGACAGAGAGGUUUUUAAAAUCCAAGCGCAAGGCU